Messenger RNA from Stegostoma tigrinum, 3129 nucleotides. Its product is annotated as utrophin-like. Bases 1233 to 1721 code for a protein of 162 amino acids. Gene Ontology annotation, biological process: synaptic signaling. The record is from RefSeq and is a predicted model, not a curated record. NCBI's taxonomy places the organism in Eukaryota, Metazoa, Chordata, Chondrichthyes, Orectolobiformes, Stegostomatidae. The transcript is spliced from 5 exons. Gene Ontology annotation, cellular component: plasma membrane.
UAUCCAAACUGAUUGUAUAUUUUGCCUGGGAGCCAGUUAGCUCAGUUGGCUGGUUUGUAAUUCAGAAUGAUACCAACAGCAUGGAAUACUACACUGUCUGAAGUUACAAUGAAGGAGUCUCCUUCUCAACCUGUCUCCUCAUCUGAGGUGUGGCAACCUUCAAUUUAAACCACCUCCAGUUAUCUCUCUGUCCACUGUGAGAGCAGUCCUGUGGUCCCGUCUGGGACUAUAGUGACUUUGAAUCUGCAAACCAAGAUAAUUUCUCACCAAUGUAUUGAUCUCAUCUUCGACUCAAUACAAAAAACCAAAAAAAAACCCAAUGAGAUGAAUUUUGGAUCAGUAAUUAUACAUGGCAUAAUUGGACAAAAAUUGCACUGUUGUUAAAAUAAUUAGCAAUUCAACCAGAAAGGCCACUAAUGUGAAUCCUGGAUCUGUGUAUCAUUUGAAAUGAGUUAAUUGUAUAGUUUUAGUAUUUGACCACAAGAUGGAGAAUUCUGUUGAGGUGAUGUUGUAGCCAGAAGAUAGAAAGAUGAUAGAAAUCUUUGGAGAGAUAUGGGCCAAGCACAGGCAGGUGUAUCUAGUUCAGUUUGGGAUUGUGAUCAGCAUAGACUGGUUGGACCAAAGGAUCUUUUUUCAUGCUGUACGACUGUAUGAAACUCAAGCUUAAUUGUUCGAAACUCACAUUCAGACAUAUCUAACCUUUAUCAUAAUCUUACAGAAAGAUAGCGACUUUUUCCCUCAGAAUUGCAGACUCUUUAAUUUUACAUCUUCAAAGACAUUUAGCAGGGAAAGCGUGGAUUAUAGAGUGAGUUGAGUAGAUUGGUUCAUUAUUAAUUCUUAACUAAAUUUGAUUUAUUUUACAUUUUUAGACAACAUCAGGUGAAGAUGUGCGUGAUUUCAGCAAGGUGCUGAAAAAUAAGUUCAGAUCAAAGAAACACUUUGCCAAACAUCCUCGCUUGAGUUAUUUACUCGUACAAACAGUUCUAGAAGGCGAGAACCUUGAGAGGACACAAUCAUCGCCUUGGAAGCUUCAUCACGAUACUACUUUGCAUUUCUGAAGAGGGAAGAAGAAAUCAACAUGCAAAUUCAAUUCCAUGGUUUUGGAAGUCCCAUUGAGAACACGAUUCAUUUGCGCCAGCAUAAUGCUCUGACCGAGAAAGAAUUGAAGUACCACGCUGAGUAUUGUUAUCCCGAUAGUUCUUUCGUCUCAGUCCGUGUGUAUUCCUGGGCGAAUGUGCUCGUGUGGUCUCAGGAGUUGCGGAGGUCACGGCUCUGGGACAGCCGUUUCAUCGCCCUAUGCUGCAGAACCUGCCCCGGAAGAGAGAGCCCAGAGAAUUGCCAAAGCUGUCCGCAAACAGUCAAUAGAAGUGAAGGAAAAUUGGGAACAACUGAAAAUCCGUGCGAGCAACUGGCAGAAACAGGUGGAAAAGGCGUUGGAGAAACUUCAAGAACUGCAGAAAGUUCUGGAUGAUCUUGAGGCUCAGGUGAUAACAGCUGAGGGGGUCCACACUGAUCGGCAACCUGUGAGUGACCUGCUUAUUGACUCAUUGCAGGAUCACAUUGAUAAAACUACAGGUAAGGACUAUCUUCAAAAUCUGAGAUUGGGUUUUGAAAGACAGCAGCCUUUGUUUUGGAGAGAUAAUGGGAACUGCAGAUGCUGGAGAAUGCGAGAUAAUAACGUGUGGAGCUGGAUGAAGACAGCAGGCCAAGCAGCAUCUUAGGAGCACAAAAGCUGACGUUUCGGGCCGAGAACCACCUUCAGAAAAUGGGGAGGGGGUGCGGUUUCUGAAAUAAAUAGGGAGAGAGGGGGAGGCGGAUGGAAGAUGGAUGGAGGAGAAGAUCGGUGGAGAGGAGAGUAUGGGUACGGAGGCAGGGAGGGGAUAGGUCAGUCUGGGGAGGCCGGACAGGUCAAGGGAGCGGGAUGAGGGGAAAUAGGGGUGCGGUAUGAGGUGGGAGGGGGGGAUGGGUGAGAGGAAGAAUAGGUUAGGGAGGCGGGGACGAGCUGGGCUGGUUUUGGGAUGCAGUGGCAGGACAGGAGAUUUGCAAGCUUGUGAAAUCCACAUUGAUACCAUUGGGCUGCAGGGUUCCCAAGCAGAAUAUGAGUUGCUGUUCCUGCAACCUUCGGGUGGCGUCAUAAUGGCACUGCAGGAGGCCCAGGUUGGACAUGUCCUCUCGGGAAUGGGAGGGGGAGUUGAAAUGGUUAGUGACUGGGAAGUGCAGUUGUUGAUUGCAAACUGAGCGUUGGUGUUCUGAAAAGCGGUCCCCAAGCCUCUGCAUCGUUUCCCCAAUGUAGAGGAAGCCACAACGGGGACAGCGGAUGUUUUGGAUAUUUCUUAAGCAUUGAUUUUCAUUCAGAGUUGGUUGGAUUUUGCUGAAGCAAUAGACAUAACUCACUAUGACGUAGACAAUGUCAGAGUUAAUGUUUCGCGUCCUGUGACCCUUCCUCAGAUCCCACUCUUCACUGAUGCUGCCAGACCUGCUGAGCUUUUGCAGCAACUUAUGCUUUUGUUGCUGAUUUACAGUGCCCACAGUUUUUUUUGUUUUUUACGACACAGACAAAACUUGAUCUCUGCAGGAAGCAUGAUGCUGCAUUCUCCAACUUCCCUGCCUUUUUGUAAUAUGAUAUUGUCUUUUUAGGACAGAAGUGGCUUUUUUUUGUUUGUUUUAACUUCCGCACAUACUUUCUAUGCAGGUUAAAAGUCUACGCCUUUUCAGUUCUCUGCUGCAUAAUGAAGACUUGGAACAAUUUUUUUCUGCAAAGUAGAAAAUCAGUGUGGUUUGUUUUCCAAAAUGUGAUGUGUAAGUGCAACACUUAACAGUGUGUUCAUCAAACUAUUGUUUCCUUUGAUCUUUGUGUUGCAGAAAUUUCCAGAAUCAUUUCAUAUUUUUUUUUGAUAUAUUUUAGCAGCUUUCCUGGAGCAAGUCUGUUUUCCUUCGGAUGAGACGACUUUCAGACAUACUCCCUUUAUUCUGAGAUUUAAUUACGGUAAAAUGAGGAGGAUUUUUAUUCACUGAGACACACAUGACUAUAUGUUUAAAGCAUUGGAAAAUGCGUUCUGUUCGGACUGUCAUGUUAUCUGGUGUUUGUACCAGGCUUUCCGAUUAAAUGCAAGUGAUUAAGGAUGCUAA